Molecule: messenger RNA, 1141 nt
Organism: Callorhinchus milii (elephant shark)
Lineage: Eukaryota; Metazoa; Chordata; Chondrichthyes; Chimaeriformes; Callorhinchidae
Product: ankyrin repeat and SOCS box protein 13
Exons: 6
Coding region: 91-903 (270 amino acids)
Biological process (GO): positive regulation of protein catabolic process; protein ubiquitination
Molecular function (GO): protein binding
Source: RefSeq, a predicted model, not a curated record
AUGGGGGCACGUGACCCGGCACCAGCUGUGUGUGUGUGUGUGUGUGUGUGUGUGGAGGGACACAGAUGUCACUGAGAGCACAGCUGCAGUAUGUCACACAUGUAUUUCUGGGCUGAUCGGACUCCGGUCCACGAAGCCAUCAAACAGGGGCAGGUGCUGGAGUUGAAGGCGCUGAUCGAGAACGGGGCCUGCGUGAACAUAGUGACCGUGGACUCCAUCACCCCCUUACACGAGGCGAGCAUCCGGGGGCAGAUCCAGUCGGUGCAGCUGUUGCUUGCUGCGGGAGCUCAGGUCGACGCCAGGAACAUUGACGGGAGUACCCCCCUGUGUGAUGCCUGUGCCGCCGGCAGCAUAGAAUGCGUGAAGUUGCUGAUAAGUCACGGAGCAAAGGUCAAUCCGCCCAUCUACACCGUGUCGCCCCUCCACGAGGCCUGCAUGAGCGGCAGUGCGGAGUGCGUGAAGCUGCUGAUAGAGGAGGGGGCUCACAUGGAGGCUCAAAAUAUUUACUUCGGGACCCCGUUGCAUAUCGCCUGCUCUCGGCAGCACAUCGACUGCGUCAAGAUCCUGCUUGACGCAGGGGCCAACGUCAACACGGCCAAACUCCACGAGACAGCUCUGCACCUGGCCGCCAAGACCAGGAACGUGGACUUGAUCACCAUGCUGGUUGACUACGGGGCCAACGUCUACGCGGAGGACAAUCAGGGGAGGAAACCUCUCAGUUUCACAGGCUCCUCCAACACCCCAUCGUCCAAAUGCCUGCAGCACUUUGAGAGAACCCCAUUGAGUUUGGCGCAUCACUGCAGAGUAACGUUUCGCAGAGCCCUGGGCCCCAGCCGGAUGAAGUCCAUCUCUCAGUUGAGCAUUGCUCCGAAGCUUAUUGACUUCCUGUCUUACGACUUCUGAAAGCGCGAGCGUAACCUCCGGCGAGUGGCCGGGAAUGGUUUGCCCGGAAGCCAUCGGGUUUCUUUGUUCACGGGAAACGAACGAUUGCGUCGAGGUACGCUCACGAGCUUCGUGGAGUUCUGCUGAGAGGAAGAAGCAUAAGGAAACAGCAACAACGCAACACCAACCCAACCAACCCAACCAACCGUACUCAGCACAAACCAGUAUCUUCUCUUCCCCACACGCUCCCCCACUCACU